UUAAAAAAAGUCCAUCAAAAAUUUCAAAAGUCCCUAUUGAAUGCACCCCCACACACAGACAGUUGCUUCAUAUAUCAUACACCACAAGGUGGGAUUAGUGGAGCAGAAUUUAUGCUAAUUUUCAAUGUUUGAAACAAGAACAUUAAUUUAAUACUCUGUUUUGACACAUUGAUGGGUUUCUUUGGCUGUGUAGUACUACCGUUUCAACUCAAUGCGUUCACAUUUAAUUCAAGUCACCUCUAGAAUAGCUGUUCUUGGGAAAUCAGGGCGCAUAUCAUGCGCACGCAAGUUAUUCGAUGAAAUGCCUCAAAGGGACACAGUUGCAUGGAAUGCAAUGCUCACUGGAUAUUGCCACCUGGGCCUUCACCAAGACGCUCUACCCUUGCUCCAAUGCAUGAGAAUCAGCAACGUCAAGCCCGAUCACUUCACGUUCACUGCGGUACUGAGCGUGUGUGCGGGGAAGGAUCUACAGUUUGGGCAAAAUCUCCAUGCGCUUGUCACUGUUUCAGGGUACAAUUCAUCGUUGCCGAUAAAUAACGCUCUUAUUGAUAUGUAUGGGAAGUGCUCAACUGUGGGGAAUGCGAAUAGAGUGUUCGAAGAGAUGAGUCUUAGGAAUGAAGUUUCAUGGUGCUCUUUAUUGUUUGCUUAUGUAAAUAUUCGAGUUUUUGAUAUUGCUAAUAGUAUUUUGUGUGCUAUGCCGAAAAGGGUUGUUAUAGCCUGGAAUACUAUGAUUGCUGGUUAUGCAAAAUCAGGGAGGAUGGAAUUUUGUAUAGAUUUGUUUAGGAAGAUGUUGGAGGAUCUAUGCAGCCCGGACAAAUGGACUUUGAGUGCCCUCAUGAAUGCUUGUGCUGAAACAAGUGAAUGUUGUUAUGGUUGUAUGGUGCAUGGUUUCAUUAUUCGAAGUGGCUGGAGUUCCGCCGUGGAGGUUAACAAUUCUGUUGUUAGUUUCUACGCAAGCUUUGGAGAUGAAAACAGCGUUUUGAAGGCAGUCGAAAGCGUUGAAAUAUUGACUCAGGUGUCUUGGAAUGUGAUUAUUGAUGCUCAAAUGAAGAUAGGCAAUAUUGACGAAGCGUGUCUUGCUUUUCAGCAGGCGCCUGAGAAGAAUCUUGUUUCUUGGACAUCUAUGAUUGCUGGAUAUGCAAGAAAUGGACAUGCAGAACAUUCUACGAGGUUUUUCAUUAAUAUGAUAAGAGGCGGACUUUUGCCUGAUGAUUUUACAUUUGGAGCUGUUUUACAUGCUUGUUCUAACUUGGCAAUGUUGGGACACGGUAGAAUGGUCCAUUGUUUUGCAAUUCAAUUCGGUUUCUACGCUUAUGCUUAUGUUGGCAAUGGCUUGGUGAACAUGUAUGCUAAAUGUGGGGACAUAGAAGGUUCGUGCAUGGCCUUUAAUGAUGUUUACGAGAAGGAUUUGAUCUCGUGGAAUACAAUGUUAUUUGCAUUGGGAUUGCACGGACACUCUAGCCAAGCUCUUCAGAUUCUCGAAGAAAUGGUAGCUUAUGGAAUGAAACCAGAUAAAGUCACCUUCAUAGGCCUGUUGAUGACUUGUAGUCAUCUAGGCCUUAUAGAGAAAGGCCUUGGUCUUUUUGAAUCAAUGAGCUCCAAGUACAGACUCUAUCCUGAAACCGACCACAUGGCUUGUAUGGUAGAUAUGCUAGCUCGAGGUGGAAAGUUGGAAGAAGCAAGAGAGUUAGCAAAUACAUAUCUAGGAAACAAUAGUGUGGAGGUCAGCUCAGUCGAGGCCCUUCUUGGAUCAUAUUCCACUCAAGGCGACAUAAUGGGUGCAGAGUUGGGGGAGCAGCUGCAGAAUUUGAAGCCUCACAAUGAGAUGAGUUAUGUCAUGUUGUCAAACUUGUAUAGUGCAAGUGGGCAGUGGAAAGAAGCCGAGAUUGUGAGGAGAGUGAUGGCAGAUCAACGCGUCAAGAAAAUGCCUGGUUGUAGUUGGAUUGAAGUAAGAAACGAGGUGACAGCAUUUGUGGCUGGAAGGAUUCAAUCCUCGUUCAUGGAGGAGGUAUACAAUAUGCUACAUGUUCUUGAAUCUGAAAUAAGGUAUCCUUGGUCUAUUCAUUUAUGGGACGAAAUUACUUGAACAAGCAGACUGGUAUACCUCUGAUGAAUCAAUGCUCGUUCUUCAAUGAAACUGAAUGAUAUUGAGCUCGGGAAGGACCUGGCAUAAUAUCUGACAUAUGGACAACAGCAUUCAUCGCCAUAAAGUAGUCCAUGUGAAGAUUUCUAGUUAAGGCAAGACAAAAAUAGGCUGGCACGAGCUAAGGGGAUGAUACAGUUCAAUUCCAGCCGUAAGGAUGGCUUUUGCUCAUGUCUCGUCUAGCCGAAGCAACAUAAGAGCCAUCUUUACCUGAAAUCAAGAUUUGAUUCCUUUUAUGUAUAAUGCAGAACUGCAUAGCUUGAUCUACUAAGUUUUGCGGACCGGCAUCUACAUACCUCGGUGGCUUGUUCGUAAGAUAAGACUUUAUAGUAUUGAGGAACAAAAAGAAGUUAAAUCUUUUUCAUUGAAUAUGCUACGGAAUGACUUCCUUUGUUUGUUUAGAUUGACUUUUGCAUUUAUGUAUCAGUUGUGUAAAGAAUUCAUGAUCUUGUGAAUGUGAAAUUAUUGAGAACUACAAAAUCCAUGUCCAGGUGCAAUUCCUAUUUUUUUAA
This is a messenger RNA of Olea europaea var. sylvestris, 2655 nucleotides long. Its product is annotated as pentatricopeptide repeat-containing protein At2g36980, mitochondrial. NCBI's taxonomy places the organism in Eukaryota, Viridiplantae, Streptophyta, Magnoliopsida, Lamiales, Oleaceae. Gene Ontology annotation, molecular function: RNA binding; protein binding. The transcript has a single exon. Gene Ontology annotation, biological process: RNA modification. Bases 212 to 2086 code for a protein of 624 amino acids. The record is from RefSeq and is a predicted model, not a curated record.